AUGAACAAAAAGUUACUCAUUGCUCUCCCCAUUUUGGCCCUCGCCACCUUCGGUGCUGUCUUCUUCUUAGCCUAAUAAAAGGGUUUGAAGGCUUCCAAUGCCGUUGACAACGUUAGCUUCUCCUAAUGGUAAUCUUGCUCUGGUACCACUGGUACUCCCAUUUCCUGCAAGGAUGCUGAUAACAUUUCUGCUUGCAGAAAAGCCUCCACUGAUGUUGGUAACUUGACCCAAGGUACCUCUUAAAUCCAACCCUGCUCUGACUUCUACAACAAGAUCUACAAUCCCCACAAGGCUGAAGAUUUAAUCAACAACAAUGGUUUCUACGUUAGCUGUUACACCAACUCCUACGUCAUUGCCGCUGCUAAGCAAUCUACUUUCUUCUACGAUAAGAUCUUCGCUCCCCAAUACCUCAUUUGCGCUAAGCUCUCUGCUUGA
This is a messenger RNA of Tetrahymena thermophila SB210, 435 nucleotides long. RefSeq names its product transmembrane protein, putative. The record is from RefSeq and is a predicted model, not a curated record. NCBI's taxonomy places the organism in Eukaryota, Ciliophora, Oligohymenophorea, Hymenostomatida, Tetrahymenidae. The transcript has a single exon.